This is a messenger RNA of Linum tenue, 2688 nucleotides long. The record is from the annotation of a GenBank genome assembly. NCBI's taxonomy places the organism in Eukaryota, Viridiplantae, Streptophyta, Magnoliopsida, Malpighiales, Linaceae.
ACACGAACUUUAUUUGAACGAACUUAGACCAAAUUGAUAUUAUAACAAAACUCAGCUCAAACUCGAAUCAUUAACAACCAAGAAGUGGGAAUCUACGAGAAGCGGUGCCACAAAACUUUUAUUCAUCCUAGAAAUGGAGAGAGCUCAACUAGAAUCAAACGAUCACAAGGCAGAAGAGAAAAGCUGCAAAAGCAUAGAACCAAGCACAUUUUUACAAUUCUGAUGCGGUCAGCCGAAGAGGAACCUCCUAACACCGACCACAGAUUCAAUUCUUCCUGCUGCAGGGUUUCUCUCCUUCCCCCGUUGUUGUUCGCCGCCGAAGCAGUAAGCAGGGGCCUGCCAUCCAGCAUCUUCCAGCACGGCUCCCACCUCAAAUGUCAUCACAUGAGCAUGCCUCCCCGUGUAGAAAACCCAGUGGACGGGGCGCUUGGUCUCGACGUCUUCGUAGUACCAAAUGAAAUCAACCUUCUCCCAGACAUUGCAGAGGAAGCCGUCGAUGUAGCGCUGGCCCAGGUAAUUGGCGCCGUCGAGCCAAUUGGGUCGGAGGAUGCCGACGCCCGGGUAGAGGGUUUUGCAUUCGCGAUCGGAAUCUAGGGUGUACAUGAAUGAGGUGCCGUUGUUCCAUUCGGCGUCGUAGGUGAGCUUGCCCAGCUGGUCCCUGAUGAUGUUGAAGUUGCGGCCAUUGGGCCAGUCGUACCAGAGGUCGAUCAUCUGGAGUGCGCCACUUUUGUUCAUGAAGAGUACGGAGUGGAAUUGGAGCGGCCAUGGCGUCGGGGUUGGGGUUGGGUCUUCGACGGCGGAUCUGGGUUCUGCUGCGGUGGAGGUGAUUAUCAAGACGAGGAGAAGGGUGAAAGAUACGGAGGGGAAUUCGCGGCUAGCAGAGGACGCCAUUUGUGGCCACAAUGGUGGUUGGGAUUUUUUUUAUGUUCCCCGAGUCUAGAACCCUAAUUCCUAAACUGGGGAGGCGACCCGUUUCCUUUUGUCGCUUUUAUCGUUGAUUGCUGGGCUUCUAAUCUGAAGUGCGGAGAGCUUCACAGUGGUUGUUAGCAGAGAGGAGUGGGGUUUGACAAAUGGAAGCAGAGAGGGUUAAGGAGAUUGGGUUGGCACAAGGAAAGAGAGAGGAGCAGGGAUAUUUUCGUUUUUGAUGGUGGAUGAUGAAACACCACAUACUCUUUUCAUUUGUGGUCCGCUCGUUUCACCCUAACCCAUCUGCAGGUAGUGUUCUCCUGAGAAACCUCUCACGAACAUUUUCUUUUGCUCUUAUGAUCGGUUUCGCUUGGUCGCGGAUAUGGCGAUUAUGAAGCAGAGGAAGCAGAGUGGUCAGUCAGCUCUCUCUUUGCAUAGUCUUGGUCACUCCCAGCGAUGACGUGAUGCUGCCCGGUUUCAGGUUCCAUCCGACGGACGAGGAGCUGGUAGGGUUCUAUCUGAAGAGGAAAAUACAGCAGAGGUCUCUGGCUAUUGAGCUCAUUAAGCAAGUCGAUAUCUACAAAUACGACCCCUGGGAUCUUCCAAGGUUGGCGACGACUGCAGGGGAGAAAGAGUGGUAUUUCUACUGUCCAAGGGACCGGAAGUACAGGAACAGCGCGAGGCCGAACCGGGUUACCGGAUCCGGUUUCUGGAAGGCGACCGGAACAGACCGUCCGAUUUACUCGUCGGAAGGAACCAAGUGUAUUGGGCUGAAGAAGUCACUGGUUUUCUACAGAGGAAGAGCUGCCAAAGGGAUCAAGACCGAUUGGAUGAUGCACGAGUUCCGGCUUCCUCCCAUCCCCGGCUCCGAUCAGAAUCAGCAAUCCCUUCAACCGAAGAAGCUCCUCGACAAAUCCCUCCCUCCCAACGAAGCAUGGGCGAUAUGUCGGAUAUUCAGGAAGACGAAUUCCAUGGCGCAGAGAGCUCUGUCUAAUCAUCCAUGGAUGAUGUCAUCGCCUCUACAUCACGAAUCGACACCGUCUGAUCAUCACUUCUUCAACCAACACCAAGCCACCUCCCACUUCACCUCCUCAUCCGACGUGGUUUCUUGUGUGUCAGAGCUUGGAUCAUCACCAUUCUUCCCACAACAAGCUUCAACUCCAAGUUUCUCUCCUCCACCGCUGUUUCCAUUCCCUCAAGCUCCCAACAACUUCAUUUUUUCCUCGAUCGAAGCUUCGUCGGGUUCAGUUUUGUCCAACAAGGCCUCUUCCGAAGCCCUGGAAUUUGAAGGGCAGGGGCAGCAGUUCAGUGGAUUCUCCAUCAGUACUCUGCAACAAGAGAUGGAGAGUAGUGGUGGAGAAGAUGAUGAUAAUCAUAACCACAAUCAUCAGUGGGUUGGGAGUGAGAUUAGAUCGAUUGGGUUUCCUUUCAGCUUGCCUGCAAAUCCUGCACCAGAUGAUGGAUGGGAUUCACCCCCACCAAAUUCUUGUCCUCCUGAAAUCUCCACUGCUACUACUUAUUCAACGAACAAAUGCUACUCUUAAAUCCCCUGACUAGGAGUGGAUAAUGGACCAUGGGAUUUAAUUCUAGCAUUUGUUUAAGGAAUGGGGUUGUGUGUAUACACUUUUUGUGGUAAGUAUUGUUUUUGCAUGGGGGAUUUGUGCAGAGGAUAUUGAAGCUCAUUUCAUUUGUGUACAUGAUAUUUUGUAAUCAAUGUUGUAUGUUUUUUUUUUUUUGGUGUAAACAGUUAUUGUGUUCAUAAGAAGAUUUUAUUUAUUGAUG